This is a messenger RNA of Brassica oleracea var. oleracea, 3092 nucleotides long. Its product is annotated as ATPase 7, plasma membrane-type. The coding region runs from base 155 to 3040 and encodes 961 amino acids. The record is from RefSeq and is a predicted model, not a curated record. The transcript is spliced from 21 exons. Gene Ontology annotation, cellular component: plasma membrane. Gene Ontology annotation, molecular function: ATP binding; ATP hydrolysis activity; P-type proton-exporting transporter activity. Gene Ontology annotation, biological process: regulation of intracellular pH; proton export across plasma membrane. NCBI's taxonomy places the organism in Eukaryota, Viridiplantae, Streptophyta, Magnoliopsida, Brassicales, Brassicaceae.
UCUGCCCUUGGUUUUAUAAGCUUAAUCAUGUUUCCUUUGUGAAAGGUCAAGCAUUGAAGGGCUAACGGGUGAUCUUGGUGAAGGUUUUUCCUGUUCCAGAUUUUACAUAACUGAGUUUUAGUAACUUCCUGCUCAAGCAAAAAGGAAGUUCGAUAUGGCGGGCGUAGACUCUCUCAAGGCUAUUAACACGGAGAGCAUUGAUCUGGAGAGUGUUCCCGUUGAAGAAGUUUUUCAGCAUCUCAAGUGCACGAAAGAAGGGUUGACCUCUACUGAAGUGCAAGAGCGUCUUACCUUGUUUGGUUACAACAAACUUGAGGAGAAAAAGGAGAGUAAGAUACUCAAGUUCUUGGGGUUCAUGUGGAAUCCACUUUCAUGGGUUAUGGAAGCUGCAGCCAUCAUGGCCAUUGCUCUUGCACAUGGAGGAGGCAAGCCACCGGAUUAUCACGACUUCGUGGGUAUUGUGGUCUUACUUUUGAUCAAUUCAACAAUCAGUUUUGUAGAAGAAAACAAUGCCGGAAACGCAGCUGCUGCUCUCAUGGCUCAGCUAGCCCCUAAAGCCAAGGCCAUCCGUGAUGGGAAAUGGAAUGAGAUAGAUGCAGCUGAGUUGGUUCCAGGAGAUAUAGUUGCUAUCAAACUCGGAGAUAUCAUUCCUGCUGAUGCUCGUCUACUUGAAGGAGACCCUUUAAAGAUUGAUCAGUCAGCUCUUACCGGUGAAUCUCUUCCAGUAACCAAAACCCCCGGUUCUUCAGUGUACUCUGGUUCAACUUGCAAGCAAGGUGAAAUCGAAGCGGUUGUUAUAGCUACUGGUGUCCACACUUUCUUUGGAAAGGCAGCUCAUCUUGUGGACAGUACUACCCAUGUUGGUCACUUCCAGAAGGUUUUGUCAGCAAUAGGAAACUUCUGUAUCUGCUCCAUUGCGGUAGGAAUGGCUAUUGAAAUCGUUGUUAUAUACGGUCUACAACAGAGAGGGUACCGUGUUGGUAUCGAUAAUCUUCUUGUCUUGUUGAUUGGUGGAAUCCCCAUUGCUAUGCCUACUGUUCUCUCUGUUACCAUGGCUAUUGGUGCCCAUCGCCUUGCUCAACAGGGUGCCAUAACAAAGAGAAUGACAGCCAUUGAAGAAAUGGCUGGAAUGGAUGUUCUGUGCAGUGAUAAAACUGGUACUCUCACGCUCAACAAGCUCUCCGUAGAUAAGAAUCUCAUCGAGAUUUUCAAGAAAGGCAUUGACAAAGAUAUGGCUGUGCUUAUGGCGGCAAGAGCUGCACGUUUGGAAAACCAAGAUGCUAUUGAUACUGCUAUUGUUUCCAUGUUGUCAGACCCUAAAGAGGCACGUGCAGGAAUCAAAGAACUCCAUUUUCUUCCAUUCAGUCCAGCUAAUAGAAGAACUGCACUAACCUACCUUGAUGGAGAAGGCAAGAUGCACAGAGUGAGCAAAGGAGCACCUGAGGAGAUUUUGGAUAUGGCACACAACAAAUUACAAAUCAAGGAGAAAGUACAUUCUACAAUCGACAAAUUCGCAGAACGUGGCCUAAGGUCCCUUGGAUUGGCAUAUCAGGAAGUACCAGAUGGUGAUGUUAAAGGUGAAGGUGGUCCAUGGGAAUUUGUAGCUCUUCUUCCUCUGUUUGAUCCUCCUCGUCACGACAGUGCACAAACCAUUGAGAGAGCACUUCAUCUGGGAGUCAGCGUUAAAAUGAUCACAGGUGAUCAGCUUGCUAUUGCCAAAGAAACAGGAAGAAGGCUUGGAAUGGGAACAAACAUGUACCCAUCUUCAUCUCUGCUCUCAGCUAACCACACUGAAACAGUUUCCAUCGAUGAACUUAUUGAGAAGGCGGAUGGUUUUGCAGGAGUCUUUCCUGAGCAUAAGUAUGAGAUUGUGAUGAGAUUACAAUCUAGAAAACAUAUAUGCGGUAUGACUGGUGAUGGAGUGAAUGAUGCACCUGCACUGAAGAAAGCUGAUAUUGGAAUAGCUGUGGAUGAUGCUACUGAUGCUGCUCGCAGUGCUUCUGAUAUUGUCUUAACAGAACCUGGUCUUAGUGUUAUCAUCAGUGCUGUCUUGACUAGCCGUGCCAUUUUCCAGAGAAUGAAAAAUUACACGAUAUAUGCUGUUUCUAUCACUAUUCGUAUUGUGAUGGGUUUCAUGCUUCUAUGUGUGUUCUGGGAGUUUGACUUCCCUCCAUUCAUGGUUCUUGUUAUUGCAAUCCUUAAUGAUGGUACUAUAAUGACCAUAUCAAAGGACAGAGUCAAACCUUCUCCAACUCCAGAUUGUUGGAAACUCAAGGAGAUUUUUGCAACUGGUGUUGUUCUUGGAGCUUACUUGGCUAUCAUGACCGUUGUGUUUUUCUGGGCAUCUUAUGAGACUAACUUCUUCCAUAACAUUUUUGGUGUGAAGAACUUCAACCAGCACCAUUUUGACAUGAAAAACAAGGAAGUGGCUGCACAUUUGAAUGAAAAGAUGGCUUCUGCUGUGUACCUUCAAGUCAGCACAAUCAGCCAAGCGUUGAUCUUCGUGACACGUUCAAGAAGCUGGUCGUUUGUUGAACGUCCUGGUUUCCUUCUUGUCAUUGCUUUCCUCAUUGCUCAGCUGGUUGCAUCGGCGAUAUCAGCAAUGGCAACAUGGCCUUUUGCUGGAAUCAGAAGCAUUGGAUGGGGAUGGACUGGAGUUAUCUGGAUAUUCAACAUAGUAACGUACAUGUUACUUGAUCCUAUCAAGUUCUUAGUCCGUUAUGCUCUGAGUGGCAAAUCAUGGAACCGAAUGGUCGAGCAAAGGACUGCACUCACUGGCAAGAAGAACUUUGGUAAAGACGAACGUAUGGCUGCAUGGGCCACCGAGACGCGUACACAGCACGGUUUAGAGACAGGUCAAAAGCCAAUGUAUGAGAGAAAUGGUGCAACGGAACUUAACAGUUUGGCUGAUGAAGCUAAGAGACGUGCAGAAAUUGCAAGAAUGAGAGAGCUUCAAACAUUGAAAGGGAAAGUUGAAUCAGCUGCAAAGCUGAAAGGAAUUGAUCUUGAAGAUGCUAACAACAACAACUACACAAUCUGAGAGUCUCUGCUUAAAUUCAUUUUUUAAAAUGUUUUUUGUUAUAUGCAUUACU